UUCAUCUAGUCUUGUUUAUGAUGGUUGGGACGGGCAUUAUGAAGAUUGGAGCUCACUUAUAUGUUAUGUGGUUCUUGUAUUUUAUAGGAUGACGCUACUUCUGGGGCCUCCUGGUGCUGGGAAAACUACAUUGCUAAAAGCACUUGCCGCGGUUCCAGAUAAGGACUUAAGAGUGAAUGGAAGAAUCAGUUAUUGUGGUCAUGAACUGUCAGAAUUUAUUCCUCAAAGGACAUGUGCUUAUAUAAGUCAGCAUGAUAUUCAUCACGGAGAGAUGACAGUUAGAGAGACGUUGGAUUUUGCAGGACGUUGUUUAGGAGUUGGAACAAGAUAUGAGCUGCUUACUGAAUUAUCAAGGCGUGAAAAGGAUGUAGGAAUUAAACCUGAUCCUGAGAUGGAUACAUAUUUGAAAGCUACCGCUGUUUCAGGCCAAGAAUCUAGUCUGGUCACAGACUAUGUCCUUAAGAUACUUGGGAUGGAUAUAUGUGCUGAUAUAUUGGUCGGUGAUGAUAUGAGAAGGGGUAUAUCUGGUGGACAGAAAAAGCGGCUCACAACGGGAGAAAUGUUGGCUGGUCCUGCUAAAGUUUUCUACAUGGAUGAAAUAUCAACUGGCCUCGACAGCUCAACCACCUUUCAAAUUGUGAAAUACAUGAGGCAAAUGGUCCAUAUUAUGGAUGUAACCAUGAUAAUCUCUCUGCUUCAACCUGCACCAGAAACCUAUGAUCUUUUCGAUGACAUUAUAUUGCUUUCUGAGGGAAAAAUUGUCUACCAAGGUCCACGUGAGAAUGUCUUGGAGUUUUUUGAGAGUGUUGGAUUCAAAUGCCCAGAAAGGAAAGGAGUUGCUGACUUCCUGCAAGAGGUUACUUCUCUAAAGGAUCAAGAACAGUAUUGGUUCCGAAGAAAUGAACCUUACAAGUAUAUUUCAGUGGCUGAAUUUGUAGAGCGCUUUACUAAUUUUCAUGUUGGACAACAGCUUUUUGAAGAACUUGGAGUUCCUUAUGACAAAAGGAAAACUCAUCCUGCUGCACUGGUUACUGAGAAGUAUGGUAUCUCCAACAUGGAACUCUUCAAGGCAUGCUUAUCGAGGGAAUGGCUAUUGAUGAAGCGAAAUUCCUUCUUAUACAUAUUUAAGACAUUCCAGAUCACUCUGACGGCAAUAAUUACCUUUACAGUAUUCUUUAGAACAGAGAUGAAAACUGGUCAGAUCGCAGAUGGAGGCAAAUUUUAUGGUGCCUUGUUUUUCAGCCUCAUCAAUAUAAUGUUCAAUGGUACAGCAGAGCUUGCACUUACCGUUAUCAGACUUCCUGUGUUUUAUAAACAGAGAGAUUCUUUGUUUUACCCAGCUUGGGCUUUCGCUCUUCCCAUUUGGCUUUUAAGAAUCCCCCUUUCUUUUGUGGAAUCACUGAUAUGGAUCGUGCUUACUUAUUACACCAUCGGGUUUGCUCCUGCUGCAAGUAGGUUUUUUCGCCAAUUCUUGGCAUUUUUUGCUUUGCAUCUAUCGGCUCUGUCUCUCUUCCGUUUUAUUGCUGCACUUGGAAGGACUCAAGUAGUUUCUAGCACUUUUACAACUUUCACAAUAUUGAUAGUCUUUGUGCUUGGUGGUUUCAUCGUUGCAAAAGAUGACCUGGAACCAUGGAUGCAAUGGGGCUACUAUAUUUCUCCUAUGACAUAUGGACAGAAUGCAAUUGCCAUCAAUGAGUUUCUGGACGAAAGAUGGAGUACUCCCAACAAUGACACAAGAUUUUCUGAGCCAACAGUCGGCAAGGUUCUUCUCAAGGCAAGGAGCAUGUAUACAGAAGACCAUGUUUUCUGGCUCUGUGUUGUUGCCCUAUUUGCCUUCUCGUUUAUCUUCAACUUUGGCUUUAUCUUGGCGCUGACAUACCUAAACCCACUUGGAGAUUCUAGGUCAGUUAUUUCAGAUGAUGACAGAAGUAAGAAAAAGAAGCAAACGGAGGGCAUAAGGGACACUAACAGCUCCAGUAGUGAAGAAGCCAAGAAAAAAGGAAUGGGGCUUCCUUUCCAGCCCUUGUCAAUUGCAUUUAAUCAUAUGAAUUAUUACGUCAAUAUGCCAGAUGAAAUGAAAGUCCAAGGAGUUGAGGAUACUCGUCUCCAAUUGCUACGAAAUGUUAGUGGUGCUUUCAGGCCCGGAGUUCUAACGGCCUUAGUUGGUGUAAGUGGUGCUGGAAAGACCACCCUGAUGGAUGUUCUAGCAGGAAGGAAAACAGAAGGCUCCAUUGAAGGAAGCAUCAGUAUUUCUGGUUAUCCAAAGAAUCAAUCAACUUUUGCUCGCAUAAGUGGUUAUUGUGAACAGAAUGACAUUCAUUCUCCACAUGUUACCGUUUAUGAGUCGUUGGUAUACUCAGCUUGGUUGCGUCUCUCUCCAGAUGUAAAGAAACAAACACGGAAGAAUUUUGUCGAAGAAGUAAUGGAUUUAGUCGAGUUGAAUUCUCUGAGAGACUCCCUAGUUGGCCUUCCAGGGGUAGAUGGCCUCUCAACUGAACAGAGAAAAAGGCUGACCAUAGCUGUAGAGCUUGUGGCAAAUCCAUCUAUUGUUUUCAUGGAUGAACCAACAUCAGGACUUGAUGCUAGAGCUGCAGCAAUUGUGAUGCGAACCGUAAGAAACACUGUGGAUACUGGGAGAACUGUUGUCUGCACUAUCCACCAGCCCAGCAUAGAUAUCUUCGAAGCAUUUGAUGAGCUGUUACUGAUGAAAAGAGGAGGACAAGUCAUAUAUGCAGGGCCUCUUGGUCAUCAUUCUCACCUGCUGAUCGAGUAUUUUCAAUCUGUUCCAGGGGUUCCUGAAAUCAAAGAGGGAAUCAAUCCUGCUACCUGGAUGCUGGAUGUCUCUUCUCCGGCUGUUGAGGCUCAACUACAAGUAGAUUUUGCCGACAUUUAUGCCAACUCUGAGCUGUAUAGGAGGAAUCAAGAACUUAUCAAAGAACUAAGCAUUCCCGCACCAGGAUCCCAAGAUCUUCACUUCCCCACGAAAUUCUCUCAACCGUUUUUUGAACAGUGCAAGGCUUGCUUUUGGAAACAACACUUGUCCUAUUGGCGGCAUCCACAGUAUAAUGCCAUUCGGUUUGCUAUGACAGCAAUGAUAGGAGUAAUAUUUGGAAUCAUCUUUUGGAAUAAAGGGAACCAAUUGUCCAAACAACAGGACCUGUUAAAUAUAGUUGGAGCUAUAUAUGCGGCUGUUAUGUUCCUCGGUGGAACUAAUACUUCAACCGUGCAGUCUGUUGUUGCCAUAGAAAGAACAGUCUUUUAUCGAGAGAAAGCAGCAGGAAUGUUUUCAGCACUCCCUUAUGCAUUUGCUCAGGUUAGAGUAACUUCAAUCAAACAUAUGCUAUAGAAUUUCUGGAAAAUCAAUUGAUCAUUGAUAAGCGAUUCAUACUUGUGGCAUAUGCAGGUGGUCAUAGAGACUAUUUAUAUUGCGAUUCAAACAUUUAUUUACAGCCUUAUUCUGUUCACAAUGAUUGGAUUCCAGUGGACGGUUGGAAAGUUCUUUUUGUUCUACUUUUUUGUUUUCAUGUGCUUCGUCUACUUCACUAUGUAUGGAAUGAUGCUUGUCGCACUCACUCCAAACUACCACAUUGCUGCAAUCGUAAUGUCUUUCUUCCUCAGCUUUUGGAACUUGUUCUCUGGUUUCGUUAUUUCAAGAACGCAAAUUCCUAUAUGGUGGAGGUGGUACUAUUGGGGCUCUCCAGUGGCAUGGACAAUAUAUGGCCUAGUAACGUCUCAAGUAGGCGACAAAAGCAAUCUCAUUGAGAUACCAGGAAGUGGUGAGGUAUCGUUAAAGUCGUAUCUGAAGGAAAGCUGUGGUUUUGAGUAUGACUUCCUGGGAGUUGUUGCUGCAAUGCAUGUAGUAUGGGCAGUUUUCUUCUGCUUUGUUUUUGCUUAUGCCAUCAAGUUCUUGAAUUUCCAGAGGAGAUAAGUGAAAUUUGAUUCUGAAUGUAGAGUUUUGCAUUCACAUAAAAUGUGCAUAAGCUACGGAUAGAUAAUUUUUUCUGGAGAACUAUAGCCUACUAUAAUGAAUUUUAGUUUUUUGCUCACUGAGCUCAUUUCAUGGUUGCACAGAAAUUAUUCUUUUUGUGUGUCAAAUUCAUCAUUUUUUUUUGUGGAAAUUUCUUCAAGGCAUUAUUUUCAUGAACCACUGUGAUGUGAUUGUAUAACUCCUUCACGUGACGCUUGCAAAUAAUAUAACGAGUCCUAAGUUUGAAUAAAAGAGACAGAAUGGAUAUAUAGAUGAUUCAUGU
This is a messenger RNA of Solanum lycopersicum (tomato), 4250 nucleotides long. NCBI's taxonomy places the organism in Eukaryota, Viridiplantae, Streptophyta, Magnoliopsida, Solanales, Solanaceae. The record is from RefSeq and is a predicted model, not a curated record.